Messenger RNA from Scatophagus argus, 2669 nucleotides. It is a transcript of the gene crtc1b, whose product is annotated as CREB regulated transcription coactivator 1b. The record is from RefSeq and is a predicted model, not a curated record. Gene Ontology annotation, biological process: positive regulation of transcription by RNA polymerase II; protein homotetramerization. Gene Ontology annotation, molecular function: cAMP response element binding protein binding. Gene Ontology annotation, cellular component: nucleus; cytoplasm. The coding region runs from base 64 to 1875 and encodes 603 amino acids. Lineage: Eukaryota; Metazoa; Chordata; Actinopteri; Scatophagidae. The transcript has 14 exons.
ACGACACCAGAAGGCCCCAGCGUAGUGUGUAACGUAACAUUCCAUUGAGAAGAAGAGGGAAAGAUGGCGUCCUCUAACAAUCCUCGCAAAUUUAGCGAAAAAAUCGCUUUGCAUAAUCAAAAACAGGCGGAGGAGACUGCUGCGUUUGAAGAAGUGAUGAAAGACUUGAACGUCACCAGAGCUGCACGAUUGCAGUUACAGAAGACCCAGUAUUUGCAACUAGGGCAGAAUCGUGGACAGUACUAUGGAGGCUCACUGCCCAAUGUCAAUCAGAUUGGAAAUGGCAACAUUGACCUGCCUUUUCAGAACUCGGUGCUGGAUACCAGUCGGACAACUAGGCACCACGGGCUGGUGGAGCGAGUUUACCGUGAACGGAACCGCAUCACGUCUCCUCACCGCCGGCCACUGUCUGUGGACAAACAUGGACGCCAGAUUGACAGCUGUCCGUACAGCUCAGUUUACCUCUCCCCACCGCCAGACACUAGCUGGAGAAGGACAAAUUCGGACUCUGCUUUACACCAGAGUGCCAUGAAUCCAAAGCCCCAGGAUGUGUUUUCAGGGGGAUCACAGGAGCUACAGCCCAAACGAGUGCCUGGGACGGAGAAUUCAGAGUCAAAUACAGACAAGGAUGCGCAGGAACAGUUGUGGGAUGACAAGAAGGAUGAUUCAUCAAAACCCAAUACACGUGAUGUCCCGGGAAUCAAUAUAUUCCCAUCACCAGAUCAGGAGUUGAAUCCCUCCGUGCUCCCAGCUGCACACAACACUGGUGGUUCACUUCCUGAUCUGACCAACAUUCAGUUCCCUCCCCCACUGUCCACCCCGCUGGACCCAGAAGACACUGUGGCCUUCCCCUCCCUCAGCUCGUCCAACAGCACGAGCAGCCUCACCACCAACCUCACCCACCUGGGCAUCAGCGCUGCCAGCCAUGGGAUCCCCACCUCCACUCAGCCCACCAUGACUGUAACGGCACAGCGCCGGCAACCACCCGUGGUGCCACUCACCCUCACCUCUGACCUCCAUCUCCAACAGUCCCCACAGCAGCUUUCACCCACCCUCACCUCACCCGUUAAUAUCACACAGGCCGUGCCAACAGAGCCGCUGACCCUGGAGCAGCAGCUCGCCCAGUACCCCAUUUUCAACCAGCUGACGGCUCAGGCCCAGGCGCAGCUGCUCAGUGACCUCCAGAAGCAGCAGCAAGCCCUGUCCCAGGGUAUCCAGCUCAUCACUUUGCCAACUCUGGCCUCCCCUGGUACAGCCAGUAGCCCCUCCCCAGACAGCCAGAGCCAGACCACUGCCAGCAUCAGUGUGAGCUCGUACCGCAAUCAGACUGGCUCACCAGCCACUCAGUCUCCAACCUCCCCAGUCUCCAAUCAAGGCUUCUCCCCCGGCGGCUCGCCUCAACACAUUCCUGUGGUGGGCAGCAUAUUUGGCGACUCUUUCUAUGAUCAGCAGUUGGCACUGAGGCAGACCAACGCCCUGUCUCACCAGCUGGAGCAGUUCAACAUGAUCGAGAAUCCCAUCAGCUCCACCAGCCUUUACAACCAGUGCUCAACCCUCAACUACACGCAGGCGGCCAUGAUGGGCCUCACCGGGAGCAGCCUACAGGACUCGCAGCAACUCGGCUACAGUAAUCACAGCAACAUCCCAAACAUCAUACUAACAGUCACAGGGGAGUCUCCGCCCAGCCUCUCCAAAGAGCUGACUAACUCUCUGGCGGGUGUUGGUGAUGUCAGUUUCGACGCAGACUCACAGUUUCCUCUCGACGAGCUGAAGAUCGACCCUCUCACCCUGGACGGACUGCACAUGCUCAAUGACCCCGACAUGGUGCUGGCAGACCCUGCCACUGAGGACACGUUCAGGAUGGACAGGCUGUAACGCAAGAAGCUGACUAUGGCCAAGAACAAGAAGAAAAAAACCACACUAACUUGUCAAAGGAGAGAAACAAAGGUCAGGAUGAACCCUCUCCCGCGUUGCAUGGCCGUCCAGCUGUCCAACCUCGCCCUCGACUCCGUGAAGCCCUUUGAAAUGAUGCGCCACCAAAAGACAACAGGGAAAAAGACAUCCAGGGGCUUACCUGGGAAAGGCCUCGCUGUCGUUUUGAAUGAGAUUGGUUGCUCAGCGCUUUCGCUAGCCUGCUGUGUUUACAGUGUACCAUUACAUGCCACAUAUAUUCCAAAAAAAUGCACAUUUGACAUUUCUUUUCCUUUUCGUAUUUACUUUAAAAUUCGUUGAGUUAUUUGCUCGUAGCAGGAAGCUGCAAGGACAUUGGGCUAAAGCGUACCCGUUAAAACGGCUGUCUUCAGAAAAAAAAAAACAAAACAAAAACAAACAAGCGAAAAACAAAAACGUACCACAGCCGGUUUGCUAGUACCCUGCAGUCGAAUGAAUCGGUUUUCCCAUCAUGCCGUAACGGCUUUCUAUUUCACACUCAAAGCUUUAUUUUUUGACAACCAAAUGUUAUUUUCAUCAUGUACUGUAUGUUUUGAUGCUUUAUGUAUUUAUAUGUUUUAUUUAUUUAGUUUAAGAUUUUAUAUUCCAUUUCAUAAUUUAAAUUUGAUGCCAAAAUGCGCUCUGUAGGCAUAGUGUAAAAUUGCACUGAUGUAAUUUGUGUCUAUUUAUUAAUUACUAACAUAUUUAUAUAUAAAUAUAUAUAUGUGUUUGUUACGCUA